AUGUCGAGUGACUUAGUAUAUGCAGGUCAACAAUUAACAAUUUAUUUCGGCUCAUUUCUUAUUAUAAUGGGUGUAAUUGGAAAUGGAAUUAAUAUUUUGGUUUUUUCAACUGUUCGUAAUUAUCGCCAGACACCUUGUACAUUUUAUUUUCUUAUCGGAUCAAUAUUUAAUUCAAUAUUUAUCUUAGUAAACCUCACAACACGUGUUGCGGCUGGAGGUUUUGGUAUUGAUUUAACACGUACAUCACUUAUCUGGUGUAAAAUUCGAUCAUUCAGUUUGAUGACUGUGGGUUUAAUUACUUUUACUUGUUCUUGUCUUGCAACAAUUGAUCAAUUUUUAAUUACAUCAAAACAUGCCUCUCUUCGUCGUUUAAGUCAUAUUACAUUUACGCAUCGAAUUGCAAUGAUUAUAAUUUUGUUUUGGUGUAUUCAUGGAAUUCCAGCAUUACUAUUUAACAAUAUAUCAUCAAUAACUAAUUCAUGCGUAGUCACCAAUGCUACAUUUGCAGUCUACUUUGCCAUAUAUCAAAUAGGUCUUAAUUGUAUCAUUCCUAUUUCAGUUAUGUCCAUUUUCGGCUAUCUUGCAUAUCAUAAUAUUCAUACGACAAUAGGUCUUGCUGAACAACAAGCAGAUCGUCAAUUAUUGAAAAUGGUUUUACUUCAAUCAGUACUGAUUAGUCCUUAUCUUCCAUUUGGAAUUAAUUAUACUUACAGUUUGAUGACCGCUGGAAUAAAAAAAGAUGCAGACCGAUUAUAUAAAGAAGGUUUUGCUGUAACUAUCUUCAAUUUGACAAAUUAUCUUUUCUUUACUGGAAGUUGUUACAUAUUUUUGAUUUCCUCAAGUCGAUUCCGACGAGCUGCCAAAAAUCGAUUAUUCUUCUGGCAAAAUAAAAAUCAAAUAGCGCCAUUAACGCACAAUACACUUACACAGCUCAGACAGUAA
Messenger RNA from Adineta ricciae, 942 nucleotides. Lineage: Eukaryota; Metazoa; Rotifera; Eurotatoria; Adinetida; Adinetidae. The record is from the annotation of a GenBank genome assembly.